AAAUGGGGAUUUGAUGAUUUCUGUCAUUCUGUUCUUGUUUGUGGACCGAGUCUUCUUCUUCUGUCAUUCCCAGAGCAUCCAUACCCACUGAAAAUAUAGUGACCUACGUAGGGAACAAGGGCAGAUAUGGGAAAGGAGUGCGCAUUAGAGGUUUCACAGAGGGAAUGUGGGAGAUAGAGAACACUCCUAGAGUAUGCAGCAAACAGAAGGUGGGUGUUACCCCAGCUAAAAGAGAGCAAGCAGAGAAAAAGCCAGACCAGUCCAAGACAUCUGCACCGGUCAAAGCCCCAAUAAAGGCCCCUAAAACACAAGCGAAGACUAUCAAGACAGUGUCAGUGACGGCCCCGGGAAACAAGGCGUUGCCGGGAAACAAGGCGUUGCCGGGAAACAGAAAAACAUCUGCCGACGGCCAACAGAGGACCGAUACGCCGGCCAACACAAGAGCUGAGAAAAGGAAAAAGAUCGGAAUGUAUUCUUCCCAGGACGAGUCUGUCCAAGGGCAGAAGACAGCCCCGGCCAGUUCAGCUGUAAUCCCACCAGCCAGCAAGAAGACGAGAUUGACGGAGGAGAAAAGCUCGUCCACUCCAAAGAGCGAGAAGACCACAGAAGAGAGAAAGAAACAGGACGAGAGAAGAGGGAGGAAGAGGAAAAAGGAUGAUGAGGGAGAGAAGAUGAAGGAAGUUGGUGUUGAAGAGGGAAAGAUUGAAGUCAGUAAGAUGAGGAAGAUGGAAAGUUUAGAAACAGACAAACAAGUAAUCCACAAGGAAGAGGUUAAGAAGGGGGACGAAGAGGAGGGUGGGGUAGCAGACGAGGAGGAGGCUGGGUUAGUGAAGGGGAACGAAGAGGAGGGUGGGGUAGCAGUGAAGGGGAACGAAGAGGAGGGUGGGGUAGCAGUGAAGGGGAACGAAGAGGAGGGUGGGGUAGCAGUGAAGGGGAGCGAAGAGGAGGGUGGGGUAGCAGUGAAGGGGAACGAAGAGGAGGGUGGGGUAGCAGUGAAGGGGAGCGAAGAGGAGGGUGGGGUAGCAGUGAAGGGGAACGAAGAGGAGGGUGGGGUAGCAGUGAAGGGGAACGAAGAGGAGGGUGGGGUAGCAGUGAAGGGGAGCGAGGAGGAGGCUGGGGUAGCAGUGAAGGGGAGCGAGGAGGAGGCUGGGGUAGCAGUGAAGGGGAGCGAGGAGGAGGCUGGGGUAGCAGUGAAGGGGAGCGAGGAGGAGGAGGCUGGGGUAGCAGUGAAGGGGAACGAGGAGGAGGAGGCUGGGGUAGCAGUGAAGGGGAACGAUGAGGAGGCGGCUGGGGUAGCAGUGAAGGGGAACGAUGAGGAGGCGGCUGGGGUAGCAGUGAAGGGGAACGAUGAGGAGGAGGCUGGGGUAGCAGUGAAGGGGAACGAAGAGGAGGAGGCUGGGGUAGCAGUGAAGGGGAACGAAGAGGAGGAGGCUGGGGUAGCAGUGAAGGAGACCGAUACUGUCACAGAGAUCAGUCCUGGUCAGGAUGAAGAGCGUCUGCGACGUCUGGCGGCCAGGAGAGAGAGUGUCCUGAAGUCUCUACAAGGACUUCUCACUAGAGGGAAGGGCCUGAGAAGACACAGCCUUAAACCUACACGGACACAGAAAAAUGGAGCUGAAGAGAAGAAGAGUAGAAAGACAGGCGGGCAGAAAAAGGACAGAAAAACAGCGAGUAAGACAGCAGGCGGCAAGGCAGCAGGCGGCAAGGCAACGGACAGGAAGACAACAGAUGAGAAGGUGGAAAGUACGAAAACGGAAGUAAAAAAAUUGGAAGGCAAAAAAACUGAAUGUAAGAAACCAGAACAAAAGAUAGAGAAGAAAGUGGAGAGCAAGAAAUCAGCGGAGGCUAAGAAGUCCGACUCGACCCGGGCGGAGGCUAAGAAGUCCGACUCGACCCGGGCGGAGGCUAAGAAGUCCGACUCGACCCGGGCGGAGGCUAAGAAGUCCGACUCGACCCGGGCGGAGGCUAAGAAGUCCGACUCGACCCGGGCGGAGGCUAAGAAGUCCGACUCGACCCGGGCGGAGGCUAAGAAGUCCGACUCGACCCGGGCGGAGGCUAAGAAGUCCGACUCGACCCGGGCGGAGGCUAAGAAGUCCGACUCGACCCGGGCGGAGGCUAAGAAGUCCGACUCGACCCGGGCGGAGGCUAAGAAGUCCGACUCGACCCGGGCGGAGGCUAAGAAGUCCGACUCGACCCGGGCGGAGGCUAAGAAGUCCGACUCGACCCGGGCGGAGGCUAAGAAGUCCGACUCGACCCGGGCGGAGGCUACGAAGUCCGACUCGACCCGGGCGGAGGCUACGAAGUCCGACUCGACCCGGGCGGAGGCUACGAAGUCCGACUCGAGGCGGGCGGAGGCUACGAAGUCCGACUCGAGCCGGGCGGAGGCUACGAAGUCCGAAGUCAAGAAACUGGAGACAGAAAAGGUAGAGAGACGACAGGAGGAGGAGCCUAAAUCACCUCAGAGAGGUGUACCAGGGGACGGCCAGAAAACAGACAGCGUGUCUAAGCUACAUGCCACUAAAGAAUCUUUCAGUCUGACGGACUCUACCCUGCACCGUAUACACGGAGACAUACGCAUCUCUCUGAAGACGGACAACCCUGACAUUAGUAAGUGUCUGACAGCGCUGGACCAACUCAGUAUGGUCUAUGUAACAUCACAACACGUCCAGAGACACAGUGAACUCAUCACUACGCUCAGAAAGAUGCGUCGUUUCCGCAGUAACCAGGACGUGAUGGACAAGGCAUCGAUGCUCUACAACCGCUUCAAGAACGCAUUCCUAUUGGUUAACGACAAGGAUAACGUCAUCAGCCCCGAGUUCCUCCGCUCGCUCCUGGAGGAGAAAGAGAGGGAGGAGGAGGAGAGGGUGGAGAGAUGGAGGGAGAAACAGAAGAGGAGAGGAGAGGUGCUGCAGGAGGUUCGCAGGAGAAUGAGUCAACUGGAGGAGAGGAGGGAAGGAGAGAAAGGGGUCGUGACUGAGAAGAAGGAAGAGGAGGUGCCAGAGGAGGUGCCAGAGGAGGUGCCAGAGGAGGUGCCAGAGGAGGUGCCAGAGGAGGUGCCAGAGGAGGUGCCAGAGGGUGGGAGCUCCGAACUCCAAUAGCCUCAUCCUGAGCUCCACUGUGAGAAACGGAGCAGGGUGAAGUUGCCCCUAGACUCUGAUCUUGGUGCAGGCUACAAUUUUUGACCACUAAUGGUUGAAGGUUAGUAUUUGGGGAGGGAAACUGAUUCUAGAUCUGUACCUGGGUGUGACAGAACAAUGGAACAUACAGAACAAUGGAACAUACAGAACAAUGGAACAUACAGAACAAUGGAACAUACAGAACAAUGGAACAUACAGAACAAUGGAACAUACAGAACAAUGGAACAUACAGAACAAUGGAACAUACAGAACAAUGGAACAUACCAACUCAGAAUCAGAGGGGGUGAACACGGAACAUACCAGCUGUCCAACUGGGGUUAUGAUGUUUCUUAACCCUCUCUUGUCCAAUCAGAGUAUUUGGACAACCCCCUCACCCAUAUUCAUUGGUGCACACCGUUUCAAAAACAUUGCAGACGUUUUGCAAUGGUGAAGGACAACGAGUGUUUUUUUUAUUUUUAUUGUAUUUUUUUAUGGGACAAGUUCAGGGUGUUAGGUCUUCUAGUGAAGAGGGCUCGGGUGUUUUCCUAAACACAGACCUGGGGAGUGUGUUGUCUCCUUUCCCUGAGGAGGAGAGGAGAGGAGAGAAGAAGGCCCUACUUAUAGGAUGUAGAAACCAGGGAACAGUUCAGUCUACACAUGUUUUUACUUUCCUGAUGUUUAUUUUUUAUUUUUUUAUAUAUACACCUUGUAUGUUCUCUUAAAUACUAUACUUAAUGUGGUUGUAUAGUUCUUAACGGUGAUGUAUAGACGACAUUCUACUUAGCCUGGAUUCUUACUUAGCUUGUACUCCUUGUCCUGCAGUAAGUAGCCAAGUUGGUUAUUGCUUUAGGCCAGAUGGCUAGUUGCCUAAAGCAGGUCUGGUUGCCUGGUAAUAUUACCCUUCAGGGAUCUCCUUCAAUAGCCAUCCCUGCUCAUGGUUGUAACCCCCCAGGGCCAGACAGUAGCACACAAGUUAAGAGUCUGUCAUCUGAUUCAUCCCAGGACAGACAGCGUUGUUAUAUUUGAACCUGGGACAGACAGCAUUAUAUUUGAGCCCCUUAUUCAACUACAAUGACACUUGUUUUCAUCCACAGAGACACAGACAGGCGUUGGUUUUCAUCCACAGAGACACAGACAGGCGUUGGUUUUCAUCCACAGAGACACAGACGGGCGUUGGUUUUCAUCCACAGAGACACAGACGGGUGUUGGUUUUCAUCCACAGAGACACAGACGGGCGUUGGUUUUCAUCCACAGAGACACAGACAGGCGUUGGUUUUCAUCCACAGAGACACAGACAGGCGUUGGUUUUCAUCCACAGAGACACAGACAGGCGUUGGUUUUCAUCCACAGAGACACAGACGGGCGUUGGUUUUCAUCCACAGAGACACAGACGGGCGUUGGUUUUCAUCCACAGAGACACAGACAGGCGUUGGUUUUCAUCCACAGAGACACAGACAGGCGUUGGUACUGUUCUGUGAAAUGGUUUUAAAGGGGAAAACAUUUUGGUUUUGACUCUGGAGUAGAUUUGUGUUACACCUGACUUUUUUAGAUGUGUUUUACAGUUGUCAUUUUCACUGGUAAAAAAUGUUAGUAUUAAUUCAGUUUACACAGUCGGUCAAUAAACCGUUCUACAUUAAAAUGAGA
Messenger RNA from Oncorhynchus tshawytscha (Chinook salmon), 4760 nucleotides. RefSeq names its product hepatoma-derived growth factor-related protein 2-like. The record is from RefSeq and is a predicted model, not a curated record. The transcript has 11 exons. Bases 165 to 3098 code for a protein of 977 amino acids. NCBI's taxonomy places the organism in Eukaryota, Metazoa, Chordata, Actinopteri, Salmoniformes, Salmonidae.